Molecule: messenger RNA, 477 nt
Organism: Phytophthora sojae
Lineage: Eukaryota; Oomycota; Peronosporomycetes; Peronosporales; Peronosporaceae
Exons: 2
Coding region: 1-477 (158 amino acids)
Biological process (GO): P450-containing electron transport chain
Cellular component (GO): mitochondrion
Molecular function (GO): 2 iron, 2 sulfur cluster binding
Source: RefSeq, a predicted model, not a curated record
AUGCUCCGCGUGCUCGGCCAGCGUCUCCUCCCGGCGCGCGCGGCGUGCGGUCGCGCCCCGCGCCUCUUCCACGCGUCGGCCACCGCGCUGCACGGCGACAUGUCCAAGUUCGCAGCCAAUCCGACGGUGCACCUCAAGUUCAGGCUGCGCGACGACUCCAUCAAGGAGGUGGAGGCCAAGACGGGCAUGUCCAUCCUGGACGUGGCCCACGCCAACGACAUCGACCUCGAAGGGGCGUGCGAGUCGUCCAUGGCCUGCUCCACGUGCCACGUGAUCCUGGAGGACCCCGUGUUCGACGAGCUGGAGGAGGCCUGCGAGGACGAGGAGGACAUGCUGGACAUGGCCUUCGGGCUCACGCACACGUCCAGAUUAGGCUGCCAGGUGUUCGUGGACGAGGGCUUCGAGGGCACGACCGUGACGCUGCCCAAGGCCACGCGCAACUUCUACGUCGACGGCCACGUACCCAAGCCGCACUAA